AUGAAGUGGAAUCUUGCCUUCCAGCUGGCCCUUCUGUGCUUCCUUAGCCCUGCUGAAGGAACUAGGAGACCUCGGAUCAUGGGUACUUACCAUACACUGUCUACAGUUCCAGCUCAGCCUAGGCCUACAAAACUAGUUAGAACUUCGUGGGACACACCCAUGACCACUUCGUGGGCAGCAGGUGGUGCUGUGAACAAGCCGUUUUCUAAUUUCACUGGCUAUGUGAAUGACCGUGGGAUCUGCCAGUGUGCCAUCUCCCUGCCAGACACGACCUUUCCUGCGGAUAGAGUGGAACGCUUGGAGUACACGGCGCGCAUCCUGUCUCGGAGGUUUGAGGCAGAACUUUCUAAAGUGAAGGAAUAUAUCCAAUCAAUCAAAGUGUAUGAAAAGAGACUCGUAAACCUCACUGUCCGAGUAGGGAUCAUGGAAAAGGAUAGCAUUUCUUACACAGGACUGGACUUGGAGCUGAUCAAGAUAGAAGUUAAGGAGAUGGAAAAAUUGAUCGUAAAACUGAAGCAGAACUUUGGUGGAAGCUCAGUUAUUGUCGACCAACUGGAAGUGGAGAUAAGGAAUAUGACUCUCCUGGUAGAGAAGCUGGAGACGCUCGACAAAAACCAUGUCCUUCAAAUUCGUAAAGAAAUCUGGACUCUGAGAAACAAGCUGAAAGAAUGUGAGGAAUCUAAAAGGGAACUGAGUGCUGUCCCUCUGCCCCCCCCAGCUCCGGGGAGCUGCGCCCAUGGUGGUGUGGUGAACAUCAGCAAACCCUCAGUGGUUCAGCUCAACUGGAAAGGAUUUGCCUAUAAGUAUGGUGCCUGGGGUCGAGACUACUCUCCUGGGAAUCCUGAGAAAACUCUGUAUUGGGUGGCACCUCUGAAUGCAGAUGCAAGAAUACUGGAAUAUUACAGACUCUACAACACACUGGAUGAUUUACUGUUGUACACACAUUCUAAACAGUAUCGGAUUGUCUAUGGCCAAGGUGGUGGUGUAACAGUUUAUAACAGGAACAUGUAUGUGAAUUGGUACAAUACUGGGAACAUUGCUAAAGUUAACCUGACUGACAACACUGUUGCUGUAACUAGAAAUCUCCCUAGUGCUGCCUAUAAUAACCGUUUUUCAUAUGCUAAUGUGGGUUGGCAAGAUAUUGACCUUGCUGCGGAUGAACAAGGGCUUUGGGUCAUUUAUGCAACUGAAGCCAGCACUGGUAAUAUAGUGAUUAGCAAACUCAAUGACACCUCACUCGAAGUGCUAAACACUUGGGUUACGAAGCAAUACAAAUCAUCUGUUUCUAAUGCCUUCAUGGUAUGUGGGGUCCUCUAUGCCUCCCGUACUUUGAACACCAGAACCGAAGAGAUUUUUUACUACUAUGACACAAACACAGGCAGAGAAGGCAAUCUAGCCAUUAUAAUGCCAAAGAUGCAGGAAACCAUUCAGAGCAUUAACUAUCACCCUUUUGACCAAAAACUUUAUGUAUAUAAUGAUGGCUACCUUCUGGAGUAUAAGCUGGGUUUCCUACAGGAAUAACAGGGAAAUCUCUAGAUGGUAGAAAUAAUUUUUGUUGAACUUCUCCACUUACAUAGAUAUCUGCUGGAGAAGUGAGUUUCUUUAGUGGUAUUCGGUAAGGAUAGUUGCCCUGAACUAGAGAGCUAGGAUAUUUGUCUUAAUUUGUUAAGUUCU
Molecule: messenger RNA, 1674 nt
Organism: Perognathus longimembris pacificus (Pacific pocket mouse)
Lineage: Eukaryota; Metazoa; Chordata; Mammalia; Rodentia; Heteromyidae
Gene: Olfm4
Product: olfactomedin 4
Exons: 5
Coding region: 1-1521 (506 amino acids)
Biological process (GO): signal transduction
Source: RefSeq, a predicted model, not a curated record